Molecule: messenger RNA, 813 nt
Organism: Acanthosepion pharaonis
Lineage: Eukaryota; Metazoa; Mollusca; Cephalopoda; Sepiida; Sepiidae
Source: the annotation of a GenBank genome assembly
AUGUAUCCUUUAUCAUUCUCUUCUUCUUUCCCUUCUUCUCUCUUUUCGACGACUAUUUCUCUCCUUCCUCCAACUCCCUCUCUUUCUACUUCUAUUCCUGUUCCGCCUACUCCUCCUCCUGCAUUGCUCCCUCCUUCUUCUUCUGUUCUUUCUUCCUUUUCUAAUUUUUUUUUCCUACUCCUACUCCUAUUUCUGCUUCUUCUCCUGCUCCAGGCCACCUCAUCCUCUCUUCAUUCUCCUGCUCCUUCUUCUUUCUUGUCUGCUACUCUUUCUCUCCCUCCUCCAGCUUCUUUUUCUUCUACUAUUCCUGCUCAUCCUACUUCUGUUCUCCUCCUCUCAUUCUCCUUCUUCUGUUCUUUUCUACUACUAUUUAUCUACUCCUCCAACUUCCCCUCAUUCUUUUACACUUGCUUCUCCUCUUCCUCCUCCUCGCUCUUCUUCUUAUGUUCUUUCUUCCUUUUCUACGACUAUUUCUUUUCCUCCUCCAACUUCCCCUCGUUCUAUUCCUAUUGUUACUCCUGCUGCUGCUCCUCCACCUCCUGCUAUUCUUCCCUUCUCAUUCGAAUACUGACCUUUCUCACUGCCAUUUAUAUCUAUCUAUCUAUCUAUCUAUCUAUCUAUCUAUCUAUCUAUCUAAGUCUUUUUCUAUCUCUCAAUCUGUUUCUAUCUAUCUAUCUAUCUAUCUAUCUAUCUAUCUAUCUAUCUAUCUAUCUCAGUAUGUUCAUAUCUGUCUCAGGCUGUUUCCAUCUAUCUAUCUAUCUAUCUAUCUAUCUAUCGGAAAGAACAAUGAGAUUUAUAAUUCAGUGUUCCUAG